Messenger RNA from Exserohilum turcica Et28A, 3228 nucleotides. RefSeq lists its product as uncharacterized. Bases 1 to 3228 code for a protein of 1075 amino acids. Gene Ontology annotation, molecular function: ATP hydrolysis activity; P-type sodium:potassium-exchanging transporter activity; ATP binding. The transcript has 9 exons. Gene Ontology annotation, biological process: sodium ion export across plasma membrane; potassium ion import across plasma membrane; intracellular potassium ion homeostasis. Lineage: Eukaryota; Fungi; Ascomycota; Dothideomycetes; Pleosporales; Pleosporaceae. Gene Ontology annotation, cellular component: membrane. The record is from RefSeq and is a predicted model, not a curated record.
AUGGACCAAGAAGAAAAGGGAUUGCCUCGCAUUCGCUUUGGGGAGAUCCAGGCCCCAGAUGAUGACGAUGGAUUCAUUCCGCAUGAGCGCCGCCAUGAGCGCCAAUUAUCACGGCGGAGCAGCAUAGGCAGCAUGUCAAUUCGCAGUGUUGGUGGAGCCCGUACGGUUCAGCCAGAGACUGCGCUGCCUAUUGUUUACCGCACGCUAUCUAUUGAGGUUGAUGAGCGCCAACUUCAACAACAAGCCGAGUUGAAGAAGACAAAAGAAAAGGCAGCAGUUGAUGUGGCUGGCCUGGACUGGCAUACUUUGGAGAUCCAAAACCUGUGCGAACGUCUGUCUGUGGACAAUAAACGCGGUCUCUCAGAUGACGAAAUCAAACGUCGCAUGAGCGAGUAUGGUCCGAAUAAAAUCACUCCUCCACCUUCCGGAUUGUUUGGCAAGAUCAUGGGCUACAUUUUUGGCGGAUUUGGAAGUAUUCUCCUCAUCGCUGGAAUAUUGGUCUUCAUCUCUUGGAAACCACUGGGCUCACCCCCAGCGACUGCAAACUUGGCCCUUGCAUGCGUUUUGAUUGCUGUCUGGCUCAUUCAAGCUGGUUUCAACGCAUGGCAAGAUUGGUCCACGAGUCAAGUCAUGGCGUCCAUUGGCACGAUGCUUCCCGAUCAGUGUCUUGUAAUCCGCAACGGAUCGCAAACCAGCAUCUCGGCACUAGAUUUGGUACCUGGAGACAUUAUUGUUAUCAAGCAAGGCAACAAGCUCCCUGCAGAUAUGCGCUUCUUCGAAGUUUCUGAAGAUGCCAUGUUCGAUCGGGCCAUUCUGACGGGCGAAGCAGAGCCAGUUCAAGCCACCAUCGACCAUACCGAAGAAAACUACCUCGAGACGAACAACAUUGGUAUGCAAGGUACACAUUGUGUUUCUGGUAGCUGCAUGGGUGUUUGCGUCUCCACGGGUGACAGCACCAUUUUUGGCCGUAUUGCGAAGCUCACCUCCGAGCCCAAGACCGAUAUGACACCACUCCAGAAGGAAAUUCUUCGCUUCAUUCUCAUCAUCUCGGCCUUUAUAUUCUGUGUGGUAAUUCUCAUCAUCGUACUUUGGGCGGCAUGGCUGAGGAAAUCGCAUCCUAAUUGGAUCAACGUACCUCAACUUAUCGUGAGCUGCGUUUCGGCCGCUGUUGCUUUCAUCCCCGAAGGUCUACCCAUUGCGCUUACCACGAGCUUGACGAUUGUUGCCAACAUGAUGCGCAAGAACAAGAUUCUCUGCAAGUCGCUGAAAACGGUCGAAACGCUGGGAUCCGUUUCCGUCAUUUGUUCGGACAAGACCGGCACUCUGACAAAGAACAAGAUGGUGGUGACUGAUAUAUGCUGCGGUGACAAGACGUAUACUGUCGACGAAGCUCGCAAGGAAAUGGCAGCCGCGGACUUUCCUGAUGGCAAUAUUCCAAGGCCCGUUGCCAUCGAUCAGCUACGCAUUGUCGGCGGUCUUUGCAACUCUGGUGAAUUUGACGCUGCGACAAUGAACCUGCCUAUCGCUGAGCGCAAGAUCAACGGCGACGCGACUGACCAAGCUAUUCUUCGCCUCUCCGAGUCUUUUGGCCCAGUGAGUGAUUUGCGGCUCGAGUGGAAGAGGACGUUUGAGAUCGCCUUCAACAGCAAGAACAAAUUCAUGGUGCGAUUGAUGGUGCCCGCCAAUUCAUCCGAUGGAGACAACACUGGCCUCCUCAUGGUCAAAGGUGCCCCUGAUAUUCUCCUACCACGUUGCGAUUUUAUUUUGAACAAAAAGGGAGAAGAAGAAGCCUUUGGAAGUUCCCAACGCCUCUGGAUUGAGGGUAUCAAGGAUGCCUGGUCUCGCCAAGGCAAACGAGUUAUCCUCCUCGCGCAAAAGUCCAACGUUGCAUCUGUUGCCUCUCAAGAAAAGGAAGUUCUGGCCUCCAUUCGUGACGGUCUCACACUAGUGGGUAUCGUUGGCAUUGUCGAUCCACCCCGCGAUGAGAUCCCCGAGGUCGUACGCAUUCUUCGAGGAGCUUCGAUUCGCAUCUUCAUGGUAACUGGUGACUUCAAGCUUACUGCCCAAGCAAUCGCCGAGGAGUGUGGUAUCAUCUCAAAUUCGGCUCUAGUUGAUGACAUCGGCGCGCUCGAUCGGUACAACAAAGCCACUGACAAGACAAAACAAGCCAUAGUGCUGAGUGGCCCAGAGCUCAUCACAUUGAACGAGUGUCAAUGGGAUCAGCUUUGCGAUUACCAGGAGAUUGUCUUUGCCCGAACAACGCCCGAACAGAAGCUUCGUAUCGUCAAGGAAUUUCAGGCCCGAGAGAACAUUGUCGGUAUGACCGGUGACGGUGUCAACGACGCGCCAUCGCUCAAGGCUGCUGAGAUUGGAAUUGCUAUGGGUGGUGGCUCUGACAUUGCCAUCGAAGCUGCUGAUAUGGUUCUCCUUGACUCUUUCGCCGCCAUUGUCGAAGCUGUCAAAUACGGACGCCUUGUCUACGACAACCUCAAGAAGACCAUUGUAUACUUGCUUCCAGCUGGUAGUUUCAGUGAGUUAUGGCCUGUCGUCACCAACGUCGUGUUUGGUAUCCCGCAGAUUCUGUCUUCGUUCCUGAUGAUUAUCAUUUGCUGUCUUACCGAUUGCGCCGCCGCCGUCACACUUGCAUACGAGAAACCAGAAGCCGAUGUCUUGCUUCGCCCUCCCCGCAACCUCAAGAAGGACAGGCUUGUCAACGCUCGGCUCAUCUUCCAUGCCUACUUCUUCGUCGGUCUCCUUCAAUGUUUCCUGGCCUUUACGAUGAGUUUCUGGUGGAUCCAACGCAAUGGCGUUCCGUUCAGCGCCAUGUUCCUGAAGUUUGGAGACUACGGCCCAAAUUACAGUACGGAACGCGUGAAUGAGCUCGUGAACCAGGCUUCCAGUAUCUAUUUCGUCACACUAGUCGUCAUGCAAUUGUUCAACCUGCUCGCGACACGCACCCGGCGUCUAAGUGUCCUUCAGCAAAUUCCAAUUUUCAACAAGGCGACACAGAAUCUGUCUCUCUUCCCUGCCAUGAUCUUCGCCAUUGUUGUCGUAUUCAUCUUCUGCUACAUUCCCUCGUUGCAACGGGUCAUUGACACAAGAACCAUUGCAGUUGAGUAUUGGUUCCUUCCCGCUGCUUUUGGCCUAGGCUUGCUUUUGCUGGACGAAGCAAGAAAGUACUGUGUACGCACGUGGCCCAACGGUCUGUUUGCUAGGAUGGCUUGGUGA